AUGAGGUCUUUUACUGUGGCUGGUCUGGCUAGUCUUAUUGCGUCGACUUCUGCGCUGCCAACGGGCCAUCAGGAUGUCUGGGGCAAGCUUCGUGAGAACAUCAAACAUGUUGUUUACCUCACCCUUGAGAACCAUUCCUUCGACAAUAUUGCGGGCUACUGGGAUUUCCAUCCGGACAUUGACAACUUGCGCAAUAUCUCCUUCUGCAAUGAGUAUACCAAUCCAAACUGGACUGUUUGGGGCGAGCCAUUAGAGAUCUGCGCCAAACCUUACGAGACCGAAGUGCCGCUCAAAGACCCGGAUCACAACUUUGCAGGUGUCAGCUACGAGAUCUUCCGCAAGUGGAAUCCCACAAGCACAGAUGUCCCUAACAUGGGUGGCUUUAUUGAGCGGCAGUCUGAGAAGUACAGCGAAACCCCCGGCGAUGCCUCGUUCGUCAUCAAGGCGUAUGAUGAAAAAAAGACUGCGCUUCUCGCGGAACUGGCCAAGAACUUCGGGUUCUUCGAUUCGUAUUUUGCUGAACACCCGGGCCCUACCAACGUGAACCGUCAGUUUGCUACCUCUGGAUCCUCAUGCGGCUUUGUCGAUAAUACCGAUCAAUCGGCGGGAUUUUGGAAUAAUGUGACCGGCACUACCUGCGCUACAUCUGUAUUUGAGUCCCUGAGCAAAAAAAAUAUCUCUUGGAAGAACUACUACGAAACGGACAUUAUCGAUGCCUUCAUGUACAAGUGGGUUCAGGACAACGCCAUGGGUCAACUCGCUCACGCCAGCGAGUUUUACAAGGACCUGAAGGACGGCACCCUGCCCACUUUCUCUUAUAUCAACCCAGAAUGCUGCACCAUUGACUCAAUGCAUCCAACUAGUCCCAUGGCUUCUGGUGAGCAAAUGGUCAAGCACCUGUACGACGCUCUCCGAAGCUCCAAAUACUGGGACAACGUUCUGCUAAUUAUCAACUUUGAUGAGCAUGGCGGUUUCGCUGAUCAUGUUGCUCCGCCUAUGAACAUCCCGAAGCCUGAGGACGGCAUCGCAUUCACCGGCAAAUCCGACGGUCACAAUGUCACCUAUGAUUUCUCGCGUCUAGGCGUCCGUGUACCUGCUUUCCUGAUCUCUCCUUAUAUUCCUGCCAACACCCUUAUCCAUGACCAAGGCACUAUAUACGCCGACAACUCGGCCUACACACAUAGCUCUAUCCUACACUUUCUGCAGGAGCUUUGGGGUCUGGAGGGGCUAAACAACCGCGUGCAGUGGGCCAAGACCUUUGAGACUGUCUUUACGAACGACCGUAUUGCGGACAAGCCCAAGGCAUUGAGUACCCCUACGUGGUAUGGUGGCAGCGGUGAGCCAGAGCCUAGUCCUUUCUACUUGUUGAACCAGGAUUAUGCGUAUUACGCUGAGCAGUAG
This is a messenger RNA of Penicillium chermesinum, 1401 nucleotides long. RefSeq lists its product as uncharacterized. The record is from RefSeq and is a predicted model, not a curated record. The coding region runs from base 1 to 1401 and encodes 466 amino acids. Gene Ontology annotation, biological process: phospholipid catabolic process. NCBI's taxonomy places the organism in Eukaryota, Fungi, Ascomycota, Eurotiomycetes, Eurotiales, Aspergillaceae. The transcript is spliced from 7 exons. Gene Ontology annotation, molecular function: hydrolase activity, acting on ester bonds.